AUGAAUGACCAUGUACCUACCGACAAUGAUGUAAACACGAAGAUCUUUCAUUCCAUUGCAGAUGUCUUUCAAAAAGCUCAGUCAACUUAUGCAGGUCAUAGGAAGCACAUAGCAGUGCUGAAGAAAAUUCAAUCAAAAGCUGUAGCUCAAGGAUAUGAAUCUGCUUUUAUCUAUUGGUUCAAUACACUUGUUACAAAGAUAUUGCCAUUAAAAAAGACUGAGAUUGUUGGAGACCGUAUUGUGAAACUAGUGGCUGCCUUUGUGGCCUCGCUUGAUCGUGAGAUUGAGCUUUUGCGUAAGAAUAGCAAAGCAAUUGAAACAGUGCAUGAGGAGGUCUUCUCAAGGUUUGUGGAUCAGUUUGUCAGACAUAUUCUCAGAGGGGUAGAGAGUAAGGAUAAAAAUGUGCGGUAUAGAGUAGUGCAACUGCUGGCAGUCAUGAUGGAUAAUAUUGGGGAACUUGAUGAAUCUCUAUACAAUUUGCUAACCUGGUCUCUUAAUAAAAGAGUAUGCGAUAAAGAAGCAAACGUUAGAAUACAGGCUGUGUUUUGCUUAACAAAAUUCCAGGAUGAAGAUUUUACCGAUGGUGACAGUAUGGACGAUGCAACGCGGACUUUGAUGAAAGUGGUUCAAAAUGACGCUUCUGCCGAAGUUCGUCGAGCGGCUAUGUUGAAUCUUGUCAAUAAUCCGGCCACACAGUCCUAUAUAUUAGAGAGAGCCCGGGAUGUUAAUCAAGUUAAUCGUCGAUUGGUCUACUCAAGAAUCUUGAGAUCUAUGGGGAGAGAUUGUUUCGAACAAGUAGACUCUAGAAUCAUUGACCAGCUCAUUAAAUGGGGGUUAGAAGAUAGAGAGAAGAAUGUACGAAAAGCUUGCACCAAAUUGAUAUCCCACGACUGGCUGAAUUCGAUGGAUGGAGAUCUUAUAGGGCUUCUAGAAAAAUUGAAUGUUACUAACUCUUUGGUAGCAGAAAAGGCCAUGGGUUGCCUAUUUCAAGCUCGUCCUGACAUUAUUGCGAAAGUCAAAUUUCCAGAAGACAUCUGGAAAGAGUUUACUGUGGAGAUAGCUUUUCUUCUUAGAUGCUUCUAUAUUCACUGCGCUGAAAACAAACUGACGGACGUCUUGGAGACCAACUUCCCUGAAGCAACUAGAUUUGCCGAUAUUUUGAAUUAUUAUAUUCAAGAAAGGUUUUACGGAAGCAAUAAUAUUCUGUCAGAAGCAGACAAACGAAACUUGGAUUUUAUUUUGCAACAAUUGUUAAUCACAGCAAACAAAUAUGAUUUUGGUGAUGAAAUUGGAAGAAGGUCGAUGCUGAUCGUGAUCAGAAAUAUGUUGGGUAUCUUUGAGUUGCAUGAGAGCCUUAUCGGGAUUGGUUUACAGGUCUUAAAAAGCUUAUCAAUUAACGAGAAUGAUUUUGUCACCAUGGCGAUCGAAAUCAUUAAUGAUAUUAGAGAUGACGAUAUUGAGAAGCAGGAGCAGGAAGAAACUUUGAGAGCAAAGAGCGCUAAUGGUAAUAAAGAGGACGAAGAGAACGAUAAUUUAGACUCAUUUCAUAAAGUGGUUGAGGAUGCAGUCAGCGGUAAAAGCAUGCCUUCAGAACAGGACAUAAUGAAAAAUCUACAAAGUCAGAAGGAGGUUAGACCUGAAACUGUAGUCGCGUGUCUGACUCGAUCGUCCCAUAUGCUUGCACUAGUUAACAUGCCACUAGAGCAGAAUAUCUUGAUAACUUCUCUGAUUGAUACUAUCAUAACUCCCGCUGUCAGGAAUACUGAGCCAAAAAUAAGGGAGCUUGGUGUCACGAACCUAGGUCUUUGUUGCCUUUUGGAUGUCCAACUUGCCACCGAUAACAUGUACAUUUUGGGUAUGUGUGUGUCGAAAGGUAACGCAUCAUUGAAGCAGAUCGCGUUGAAGGUUAUAGUCGAUAUUUUCUCUGUGCACGGUUCAGUAGUUGUUGAUGGUGAGGGCAAGGUUGACUCGAUAUCACUCCACAAAAUCUUUUACAAGGUUUUGAAGAAUGACGAUUUACCUGAAUGCCAGGUUGUUGCUGCUGAAGGGCUAUGCAAGCUGUUCUUGACCGACGUUUUCACAGAUGAUGACCUCUUCGAGACGUUGGUUUUGUCCUAUUUCUCACCUGCAAAUACAUCCAACGAGGCCCUUAUCCAGGCAUUUGCCUUCUGCAUCCCUGUAUACUGCUUUUCUCAUCCAAACCACCAGAAGCGGAUGUCAAGAAUAGCUGCAGACGUUCUAUUAAGACUCUGUAUGUUGUGGGAUGAUCUACAGACCUCUGACGAACCAAAUAUUAAUCGAGAUGCCAUGAUGAAGCCGAAUAUAAUCUUUCAGCAACUACUACACUGGACUGAUCCAAGGAAACUGAUAAACCAAACAGACGACGAUGCUGAGAAAAGUAAUGUACAAUUGGACUUUGUUCUUGACAUCACUAAAAUGCUUUCCAGAAUCGAUAAGAAGGAGAUUAAGAAGAUGCUAGUCACCAACAUUAACGCAACACAGAUUACCUCUGGUCAAGAUUAUGAUAAACUAAAGCAAGCUUUGGAACAUAUUGAGGAUGUCUUAGAGAACGAAACGCUUGACUCAGCUAGCAUUAAUUCGCUAGAAAAGUUUAAGAAGACUUUGAUGCAAGCGCUAGACGAUGCGUAUGACAGGCGUCAGGAUAAAGUAGGCGAGGAUUCAGACGGUGCCAAUGCGCAAUACUCUGCAAUCUUGGAAAGCGUUCCUACUGAAGUACAAUCCAUUACCAAGAAUGAUCAAACUCCGAGUGACAUAAUUACUGGUUCAGUUGACAGCGACCCAACUUCAAGAGAGUCUGGACAACCUUCAGAGCCCAGUAGGAAGAGAGGACGGUACGACGACGAAAAGCAGACGCCGUUUGGGGAUACUAGCGAAAAGUCUACUGACACUCAGAGAAAUGUUAGCUUCGCCUUGCCCACAUCGGAGAAUGAGGGUUCGGAUGGAGAAAUGUCAAUCGAUUUAGAUGACAGUGCAUAUGUUGAAAAAUGA
This is a messenger RNA of Torulaspora delbrueckii, 3009 nucleotides long. RefSeq names its product condensin subunit YCG1 (gene YCG1). The coding region runs from base 1 to 3009 and encodes 1002 amino acids. The transcript has a single exon. The record is from RefSeq and is a predicted model, not a curated record. NCBI's taxonomy places the organism in Eukaryota, Fungi, Ascomycota, Saccharomycetes, Saccharomycetales, Saccharomycetaceae. Gene Ontology annotation, cellular component: condensin complex; condensed chromosome. Gene Ontology annotation, biological process: mitotic chromosome condensation.